Hyla sarda is the source of this 2478-nucleotide messenger RNA. It is a transcript of the gene DRD5, whose product is annotated as dopamine receptor D5. The transcript has a single exon. Gene Ontology annotation, molecular function: G protein-coupled receptor activity; dopamine neurotransmitter receptor activity. The record is from RefSeq and is a predicted model, not a curated record. Lineage: Eukaryota; Metazoa; Chordata; Amphibia; Anura; Hylidae. Gene Ontology annotation, biological process: adenylate cyclase-activating adrenergic receptor signaling pathway. Gene Ontology annotation, cellular component: plasma membrane. Bases 634 to 1941 code for a protein of 435 amino acids.
CAGUACUGCAUGGAGGGGGUGGAAGGACUCUACUUUCCUUAAGGCAUCACUACACGUCCUUCAUAUCUCGCUUGGGGCUGACUGCAUCUGGAGUGACGUCCUAGCUGCGUCCUAAGGAAUUCACACAAGAGCCACAAGGCAGGUAUUUCUCUUUGUGCAAGUGCUUCUUGCACUGAGAGGGUUAAUGAUAAGACUGCAGUGGAGGAGAUUAUAAGGCUGUGUGCAAAGGAGUCUCUAACAUGCACUCCAGAAUGUGGAUGCAAACUGGACUGUUCGUCUUGGAUGGAUAUCAGCCCAGCACGUUUCGAAGGUCUGGGAGCAGCUGAAGAGUUUCACACCAAGGAAGUGGAUUGCAAGCUUUUCUGGUAAUAAUGUAUAAGGAGGCACAGGGUUCUGUCUCCAGCUGCUCUCUUGCACCCAGCUGGGUUGCUUUCUGCAGCUGUGCCAUACAGACAGCACUGAGCAUAGACUGCCAACUCUCCAGAGAAGAAGACAACGCAGGGGGCUAGAAGAAGACUGCUUCACAUGGAGGGCACCUGUCCUGCUGCCCAUUCCAUCAGGGUGGCACUAUGGGUUCUGGGGUGCCCCUAUUUCUGCUUGGAGAGGAGUAACCCUGAGUAAAAGUAUCCAGAGAUGGUAAUGAAUAGGAGCCUUUCCCAAGAAGUGCAGCAGAGAAGAGAACUGCUGGCAGGACAAGUAGUCACAGGGAGUCUUCUGUCCCUUCUCAUCUUGUGGACCCUGUUCGGUAACAUCUUGGUAUGUACAGCUGUCAUGAGAUUCAGACACUUACGUAACAGAGUCACCAACAUCUUCAUUGUGUCUUUAGCUGUCUCUGACCUCCUGGUAGCCCUCCUGGUGAUGCCUUGGAAAGCUGUGGCAGAGGUUGCAGGUCACUGGCCAUUUGGAGAGUUCUGCAACAUCUGGGUGGCCUUUGACAUCAUGUGCUCCACAGCUUCCAUCCUGAACCUGUGUGUUAUCAGUGUGGACAGGUACUGGGCUAUCUCCAGCCCUUUUAGGUAUGAGAGGAAGAUGACCCAGAAGGUGGCACUGCUGAUGAUCAGUGCUGCAUGGACUUUGUCUAUCUUGAUCUCAUUCAUACCCGUCCAGCUGAACUGGCACAGGAAUAGGAAAGAUAUCCCAGCAAUGAAUAACCACACUGCAGAAAACUGUGAUUCUAGCUUGAAUAGGACGUAUGCAAUCUCUUCCUCCCUGAUCAGUUUCUACAUCCCUGUAGCCAUCAUGAUUGUCACCUACACCAGGAUCUAUAGGAUCGCACAGAUCCAGAUCAGGAGGAUCUCCACCUUGGAAAGAGCAGCUGAACAUGCACAAAGCUGCAGGAGCAACCGUGUUGACUGCAGAAACCACCACAAUAGCCUAAAAAAUUCUAUCAAAAAAGAGACAAAAGUUUUAAAAACUCUCUCUAUCAUCAUGGGGGUGUUUGUGUGCUGCUGGUUACCAUUUUUCAUCUUGAACUGCAUGGUCCCAUUUUGUGACAGGUCUCCUGGAGACCCCAAGGCUGGACUGCCAUGUGUCAGUGAGACCACCUUUGACAUUUUUGUCUGGUUUGGCUGGGCUAACUCCUCAUUGAACCCCAUCAUCUAUGCUUUCAAUGCUGAUUUCCGCAAGGUCUUCUCCAGUCUCCUGGGUUGUGGGCACUUGUGUUCUACCACCCAUGUUGAAACAGUCAACAUCAGCAAUGAACUUAUAUCCUACAACCAAGACACUAUAUUCCACAAGGAUAUCGUGACAGCCUAUGUCAACAUGAUACCCAACGUGGUGGAUUGUAUAGAAGACAAUGAGGAGACUUUUGACCGCAUGUCUCAGAUCUCCCAAGCUUCUGCCAACAUGGAGAUGGCCACCACUUCAAUGUGUGACCUGGACUGUGACACAGAGAUUUCACUCCAUAAAAUUACCCCUUCCAUGCCAAAUGGGUUUCAUUAAAACCAACAUUUCUCUUUGUUGACUUCAUGUCUGGUUAUAGUGAUAUUAUCAUUUUGGUGCCAUCACUCAUUCUCAUACAUUGAAAUAAGUAAGUUAUGACACUAUAGUGUACCUAUAUUAAAGUUAUGUGAGUCUUUGUGUGUUUUAUAUAUGGGGAUGAUCUUGUUUUAUUAACAUGUAUGGGAACUAGACCUUGUUCUAAGCACUUUAUUAAGAUCUAAGGCUUCCUAUGUACCCUACAUGCAUAGGUUAUGUACCCUACAUGCAUAGGUUAUGUACCCUAUUCUAUAAGGUGUUGUGCUGUACCUAUAUGUUAUUGGUACCAUGGAAGACAAUUGCUUUGUCCUUGACACCAUGCCAUCACAUAUUUUCCUUUAUCUUCUAGUAUGGUCCACCUUAAAUCUGGUUGUUUACGGUUAGAACGUUUGUUUAUAAAUAACAGCAACAUGUAAUCUCUAAAGCUGCAUUCACAUCAUGAUUUCUCCAAUUUCUCCAUCCGAUCUGAGUACACGAUUUUUAUAACUUAAAAUCGUAUGA